Drosophila willistoni is the source of this 1069-nucleotide messenger RNA. It is a transcript of the gene Ak2, whose product is annotated as adenylate kinase. Bases 127 to 849 code for a protein of 240 amino acids. Gene Ontology annotation, biological process: ADP biosynthetic process. Gene Ontology annotation, molecular function: ATP binding; AMP kinase activity. The transcript is spliced from 4 exons. Gene Ontology annotation, cellular component: cytoplasm; mitochondrion. NCBI's taxonomy places the organism in Eukaryota, Metazoa, Arthropoda, Insecta, Diptera, Drosophilidae. The record is from RefSeq and is a predicted model, not a curated record.
UUAUUUAACCUUCAGACUUUCGGUCAAUCGCGUUAGUUUGUUAUCAGAAGUAUAUUAGUAGAAGUUAUGAAUUAAAUUUAAGCGCAACAAUUUAUAUUUUAUAACAGUAAUACAGACAAAUGUACAAUGGCACCAACCGCAGCAGUUCCAGUUGAGCGAUAUGAAUCCGAAAACAUUGGAAUCAACGCCAUUCUUUUGGGUCCACCCGGCUCAGGAAAGGGGACGCAGGCGCCUCUGUUAAAGGAGAAGUUUUGCGUCUGCCAUCUCUCUACGGGCGACAUGCUUCGAGCUGAGAUUUCCUCCGGAUCCAAGCUAGGCGCCGAGCUCAAGAAAGUCAUGGACGAGGGAAAAUUGGUAUCCGAUGAACUAGUGGUCAAUAUGAUUGAUUCGAAUUUGGAUAAACCAGAAUGCAAAAAUGGUUUUCUUUUGGACGGUUUCCCAAGGACCGUUGUGCAAGCUCAAAAGCUCGAUACAUUACUUGACAAGAGGAAAACUAAUUUGGAUGCUGUUGUCGAAUUCUCCAUUGAUGACAAUUUGCUAGUUAGACGAAUUACAGGACGUCUAAUUCAUCAAGCAAGCGGAAGGUCUUAUCACGAAGAGUUUGCUCCCCCCAAGCAGCCAAUGAAAGAUGAUAUUACUGGCGAACCUUUGAUCCGACGAAGCGACGACAACGCCGAGGCACUGAAAAAACGCCUUGAGUCAUACCACAAACAAACUAAACCAUUGGUUGACUACUAUGGCUUCAGAGGAUUGCACUUCAAAGUUGAUGCUGCCAGAAAGUCCAGUGAUGUCUUUUCGAAGAUCGACUCAAUAUUCCAACGCCAACGUUCCUCUAAGGUUCAGUUAUAAUUCGUUUCACAGUUCGGUCAACUGUGAAUGGAUACUGCCGAUUAACAUUAUUGUUUAAUUAUUGAUAUUUAAGCCUAAAGUUAAUGCUGCAGUUAUCUAACGUCCAUUGACAACAAAAAUAUUCUAUAAAAAGGUCUACAGCUAAUUCCUUUUGUACAGUUUUCUAAAAUAAAUAAGGGUUUGUUUAUUAUUAAACAUUGCAACAAAAUAUACAUACAUA